Messenger RNA from Sodiomyces alkalinus F11, 1203 nucleotides. RefSeq lists its product as hypothetical. The record is from RefSeq and is a predicted model, not a curated record. The coding region runs from base 205 to 918 and encodes 237 amino acids. NCBI's taxonomy places the organism in Eukaryota, Fungi, Ascomycota, Sordariomycetes, Glomerellales, Plectosphaerellaceae. The transcript is spliced from 2 exons.
CUACAGCCUACAGGACAGCAGUCUCGAGAGCAGACGCUCCAUCCGAUUUAAUCGAGGGAGCCCAAAAAAAGGGAGAAAAAAAAAAGAGAAAAAAAAAGGAGCCCGUCGAAAAGCUGUCAAAGCCAGGCGGACCUUACAUCACAAAGCAGGCACUUGGAACAUGAGAUCUGUUGCUAGCCUCGGCAGCCUCGCUACCCAGGCACCAUGGUUCUCGGCCUGCUCUUCAUUUCGGCCAUACCCACGGUUAUCGGCGUGGGAGAAGCGAUAAGUGCGCAAAAGAAACAGAAUGAAGCGCAAAAGGAAAAGGUCAAAUUCGCUCUCGGCAUUACCCUAACAAUCGACGGGGUAGAAGAAGAGGCUACCGGAGUGUUGACGGAUGGAAAGCUAUACGUCGACCACAGCGCCUGCCCGGUCAAGGGAUUCAAAUUCUCUGGGUGGUACUUCAUGUACCCCGGCGAAGAACAGCUCAUGGGCUUGGUGAGCAUGACGAACGACAACCCACCGGCGUUGGGGUGGAUCUUCGUGGAUGCGGACACACGCGCCGUGCGAUACGGCAGCCGGAAGGACACGGUGGGCCACGUUGUCGGGCCGUGGCACUGGACGCCGAACGAGAAAUUCCUGACGUUGAGGGGGGGUGGAGAGGGAUUCGUGGCUGUCAAGGAAGAACAGGGAGAAGGCGAAGAGCAAGGCGAAGAGCACAAGGGGGACGAAAAGGACAAAAAGGACAAAAAGGACGAAAAGGAGGGAGGAGGCGCCGAGGCGGGGGAGGCAGGGGAGGAGGCGGCGAGGGCCCGUUGGGUGAUUCAUUGGGACCCAGACGGGGUGCUGCGAGAGCAGCUGGGGGACGAAAGGUGCGUAUCGGUGACACUGCGGCGUCAGUUGGCCUUGGGCGUGGAUAGUCGCUAUGUCAGGGACUAACCCGGGCGACGAACAAUCGAACAUGGAGACUACGGAGCUAGGAGAAGGUUGCGCUGACGACGGCGGCGUUUGCGGAGUGUGGGUGCUGUGGAGGGUCUCGACCGCCCGAAUAGCAGCAUCGGGUUUGGGACAGAAAUAGAAAACAUGUGCGUCAUCAAGCAGUUGUAUGCCCUUGGAUGUGGGAUGAAGACGAAUAAUACGUCUUUUUCUCCUGUUAAAUGUAAAAUAAAAUAAAAAGGAAAAGAAAAACAAAAGGGAGGGAGAGAGAAAGAAGGAAAAACGGAC